ACUUCUGCAGCUGGAGACAGGAGUUGUUGGUCUUCCUCUGCAGGUCAGAGCCCUCGCCACUGAUACCAUGACCGGGUUUGUGGAACGCAUCCCCCGCCCUCCUCAACCAAAGGGAGCGACUCUAGGAUUUUCAAAGUUGCUUGGUUGCGCCAUUCCUGUUGCUCAGAUCGCAAUUGGGUCUGUGUAUCUGGACGACUGUCCGGUGCAGCCCUACAUCCCCAUCUACUUGAUCGUAUCGGGGGUAUUCGGCCUGAUGCUGGCGCUGCUCACCUGCAUGCCCUUCUCCCAGAAGCCCGAAGAUGGCACCAGCAGCCCCAUCAAUCGAGUCUGCGUCAUGUGGAACUCGCUGUCGUCCUGCUUCCUCUUCUGCUGGUUCAUCACCGGCAAUGUGUGGAUCUACUCUAUUUACCAGCCGGAAUACACCAAGAACUCAACGAACUUGGACGUUUACUGCGACAAGACGCUCUACCUGUUCGCCUUCUGGAUCACGACUCUGGCCUACAUCCUCUUUGGCGUGAUUCUUCUGUGUAGCUGCUGCGUUAUGGUCUGCUUCUUCCUGUGUGGCCGAGCCGACGCAGACGACAACAUCUAGAGACUUUUGCCGAUGGAGGAAACUGUUUAGCCGUGUGAGAGGCACGUCUUGUGCAACAAGACGAAUCUGUGCUGUGGCAGCUCUGAUAGACACAAGAGUAACUCUGAAGAUUCUACCGAUUUUUAACACUGAUUAUAAAUUAAGGAUUCCUAAUCGCCGAGCCCUCCCUCACUGUCUCUCCCAGCAUGAUUUGUUUAUAUGUGCAGCCGGAAAAUGAGGUUCAAGCUUUGUACAUGAUGAAAUGAUUAAAUGCCUGUUCUGUGUGAAUUCA
Molecule: messenger RNA, 863 nt
Organism: Platichthys flesus (European flounder)
Lineage: Eukaryota; Metazoa; Chordata; Actinopteri; Pleuronectiformes; Pleuronectidae
Product: transmembrane protein 272-like
Exons: 5
Coding region: 68-592 (174 amino acids)
Source: RefSeq, a predicted model, not a curated record